AUGAGGCUGCUGCUGUUCCUGCUUUGCCAGAUGGUGAUCUCGGCUCUGUUUUUUCAUCUGUACAACUACAAGCUCACCUCUCUGCCUUCGGAGGAGAAGCCCAAGCCCGUGCAUGUGCUGAUCCUGUCUUCGUGGCGCUCUGGCUCUUCCUUUGUGGGGCAGGUUUUCGGGCAGCACCCCAAUGUCUUCUACCUGAUGGAGCCGGCCUGGCACGUCUGGAUGAGCUUUCCCGAGAGCACGGCCGUCAAGCUGGGCAUGGCAGUGCGGGACCUCGUGCGCUCCAUCUUUCAUUGCGACAUGGACGUUUUCGAUGCCUACAUGCAACCUGGUCCCCGGAAACAGUCCAGCCUCUUCCAGUGGGAGACCAGCCGGGCCCUGUGCUCUCCACCUGCUUGUAACGUCGUCCCUCAGGGUAGGAUCAUCUCCCAUGCUCACUGUAAGAUCCUGUGUAAUCAACAGCCCUUUGAGAUGGUGGAGAAGGCCUGCCAAUCUCACAGCCACGUGGUGCUCAAGGAGGUGCGCUUCUUCAGUCUGAAGUCUCUCUACCCACUGCUGAGAGACCCGUCCCUCAACCUGUACAUCGUGCACCUGGUCCGGGACCCACGGGCUGUGUUCUCUUCCCGAGAGCACACCACCUCGGAACUCAUGAUUGACAGCCGCAUUGUGUUAGGGGAGAAGUGGCAACGAGCGCAGAAGGAAGACUGGCCUUACCAGGUGAUGCAAACCAUCUGCAAAAGCCAUCAGGAGAUCUUCGAGGCCACAAAGCGUUUGCCCAAAGCUCUGCAGCAGCGUUACCUGCUGGUGCGCUAUGAGGACCUGGUCCGGGACCCCCAGAACCAGACUCAGCGAAUGUAUGACUUUGUAGGAUUGAAAUUCUUGCCCCAGCUCCAGACCUGGGUGCAAAACAUCACCCAAGGCAAGGGCAUGGGUAAACAUGCCUUCCACACAGGGUCUAGGAACGCCCUCAAUGUCUCCCAGGCCUGGCGCUGGACCCUGCCUUUCCACAAAGUUACUCAACUUCAGAAAGUCUGUUCUGAUGCCAUGGAUUUGCUGGGUUACUACCAGGUCUCGUCUGAGCAAGAGCAGAGGAACCUGUCACUGGAUGUUCUGUCCACCAGGCCCCUCUACCAGCAGGACUACCAUGAAGGGUGA
Elephantulus edwardii (Cape elephant shrew) is the source of this 1152-nucleotide messenger RNA. RefSeq names its product carbohydrate (N-acetylglucosamine 6-O) sulfotransferase 4 (gene CHST4). The record is from RefSeq and is a predicted model, not a curated record. The transcript has a single exon. The coding region runs from base 1 to 1152 and encodes 383 amino acids. Gene Ontology annotation, biological process: N-acetylglucosamine metabolic process; protein sulfation; carbohydrate metabolic process. Lineage: Eukaryota; Metazoa; Chordata; Mammalia; Macroscelidea; Macroscelididae. Gene Ontology annotation, molecular function: N-acetylglucosamine 6-O-sulfotransferase activity. Gene Ontology annotation, cellular component: Golgi membrane.